AUGACACCUAAGCCCAGCCUUAGCAUUUACCCAUCAGAACAAGCCUAUUUCCCACUAGCAUUCUGGGCUAAGUGCACAUACAGGCGGCGGGACAGCCCCGCGGCGGACAGGAGCCACGUCAGGUGGUCCUCCCCGUACCUGGAGUGUGAGAAUGGGAAUUACAAACCCGGCUGGCUGGUGACUCUCUCCGCAGCUUUCUAUGGGCUGCAGCCAAACCUGCUUCCCGAGUUCAGAGGUGUUGUUAAGGUUGAUAUAAACCUGCAGAAGCUGGACAUUGACCAAUGUUCAAGUGAAGGGUGGUUUUCAGGAACCCACAAAUGCCAUCUCAACAAUUCUGAGUGCAUGCCAAUUAAAGGUCUUGGAUUUGUGCUUGGAGCCUACAAAUGCAUUUGCAAGGCUGGAUUCUAUCAUCCCAACAUCUUUUCAGUGAACAGCUUUCAGAGAAAGGAUACAGAUAAUCACUUUUCUGGAGGCAAGAUGUCUGAGGAAGUCUACACCUGCCUACCCUGCAGGGAAGGAUGUUCUUACUGCACAGAUGAUGCUCCCUGCUAUGCACAGGAGGACAAGUAUUUACGGCUUGCUAUCAUCUCAUUCCAAACAUUCUGUAUGCUUCUGGACUUCAUAAGCAUGCUGGUAGUAUACCAUUUUCGCAAGGCAAAGAGCAUAAGGGCUUCUGGCCUGGUUCUUCUGGAAACCAUCCUUUUUGGAUCACUCCUCCUGUACUUCCCGGUUGUCAUUUUGUAUUUUGAGCCAAGCAUAUUUCGCUGCAUUCUCCUAAGAUGGGUUCGUCUUCUGGGCUUUACGACUGUUUAUGGAACUGUGACACUCAAGUUGCACAGGGUUUUGAAGGUAUUCCUGUCCCGAACUGCUCAACGCAUUCCAUACAUGACAGGUGGCCGAGUGAUGAGGAUGCUGGCUGUAAUUCUCCUGAUAGUCUUUUGGUUCCUGAUUGGCUGGACUUCUGCAGUCAGUCAAAACUUGGAGAGGAAUAUUUCACUCAUUGGCCAGGGUCAAACAUCGGACCAUCUCAUCUUCAAUAUGUGCCUCAUGGACCGCUGGGAUUACAUGAUGGCUGUUGCUGAAUUUUUAUUCCUCUUGUGGGGUGUUUAUCUCUGCUAUGCAGUGCGGACAGUCCCAUCAGCAUUUCAUGAGCCACGUUAUAUGGCUGUUGCAGUUCACAAUGAGCUCAUUAUCUCUGCUAUAUUCCAUACAAUUAGAUUUAUUCUUGCCUCGAAACUUCAGUCUGAUUGGAUGUUGAUGCUGUUUUUUGCACAUACACACUUGACUGUAACAGUUACCAUUGGACUGCUUCUGAUUCCAAAGUUUUCCCAUGCAAGCAAUAAUCCUCGAGAUGAUAUAGCUACUGAGGCAUAUGAAGAUGAACUUGAUAUGGGUCGAUCUGGGUCCUACCUAAACAGCAGUAUCAAUUCAGCAUGGAGUGAACAUAGUUUGGAUCCUGAAGACAUCAGGGAUGAGUUGAAGAAACUGUAUGCACAACUUGAAAUCUACAAAAGGAAAAAGAUGAUUGCUAAUAACCCACAUCUCCAGAAAAAGCGGUGCUCAAAGAAGGGCUUGGGCCGUUCAAUAAUGAGACGAAUUACUGAAAUCCCUGAGACAGUCACCAGGCAGUGCUCUAGGGAGGAUAAAGACCUUAUGGAGCACAGUUCUGCAAAAAAUGCUGCUUUAGUGAGAAAAAACCCGCAGGAUUCCACCAGUUAUGUAAAGCCAAAAGAGGAGUCUUUGAAAAACAGAGUCUUUUCAUUAAAGAAGUCCCACAGCACUUAUGAUCAUGUUAGAGAUCAAAUGGAACAGCCUAAUAGCUUAACUACAGAAAGUGCAGAAGUUAUAAGUACAGAGAACUCACUGCUGGAUUCUUUGAGUGGAAACAAAUUAACAAAAAAAGCAACAGAAAAAGUUGAAGCUGUGUCCACUGAAUCUGUCCCUUUGGUGUGCAAAUCUGUAAGUGCACAUAACUUAAGUGCAGAUAAGAAGCCCCUGCAUCCAAGAACGUCUGUGUUACAGAAAUCUCUUAGUGUUAUUGCUAGUGCCAAGGAAAAGACUUUGGGAUUAACUGGUAAAAUGCAGAGCCUGGAAGAAAACAGCAAAUCCCAUAAAUCUCAACAGAAGGGUAAGGAGGCCAGCAAAAAGCACUCAGCCUCAGAUAAAGGGGAGCAAAAAGAAUCCCAUCGGAAAAAUUCUACCCACUCUGAGGAUGCAAAAAAACCCCAUAAAUCUGGAAUCAUGAAACAGCAAAAGGUUAGUCAGAUGUCUGCGAAUUCUGACACAGGCCUGGCUAAGUCACUGCAUAAGGACAAUUUUGACAUUGCAGAGGUUUGUCCUUGGGAGCUCUAUGACCAAAUGCCUGGUCCUGUGCCUUCUGAAUCUAAAGUUCAAAAACACGUGUCUAUUGCUUCCUCUGAACCAGAGAAAAGUCACCCUUCCCAGCCAAAGGGGAAAUCUCAUCACAAGCUUAAGACAGCUGAAGGAUAUCAGCAGUCAAAUCAGAAGAGCACAGAGAAAUCUGAAGCAUGUGCUCGGGAGACACAAGAGCAGCAGUUUUUGGAAGCUGAGAAAAAACAUUUGAAUUCCAAGACUCAGGUUGUCCCUGGCUUUAAAUGUGAGAGUGUUAAAUACACAGCAAAUACUUGUGCAGGGGAAUCUGAGGAACUUCCCCCUAAAGCAACGGUGCAAGCAGUAGAAAAGGAAAAGCUCAAUCAAUUGGGAGAACAGAAAAAAAAUGCAUCUUCCUCUGAGGGAAAUAUGCUUUCAUCUGACUCUUAUAAACCAAGCAGUAACUUACAGCAGCCUUUAACGUCUCGAGCCGAAGUCUGUCCAUGGGAGUAUGACACACCAGAUUUACCAAAUGCAGAAAGAAGUGUAGCUUUAUCGAACACAUCUGCUUUAAGUGCAAAUAAAACAGCAACACCUCAAAAGUAAGAGGUUUUGGACUGACAAGAGUAGCAACUUCAGAAAGAAAGACUACAGAAAGGAGGAAAGAGAGAGGGCAAGUAGGCCAAAAGGAUCUGAAAAUUCCUAAGGAGAUUACUGAACCAAGGGGGCAGCACAACAAAUAGUAGGGAAUAGGCAAAGUGAAUUAUUCAUAUUGUUCUUGUUUAUUUACUGAGUGCCAACAAUGUGAUGAGUGGUGUCCAGAACAUGGACCCUGCUCUAAGAAGUUUACAGUCUAAAUGAAUGAAAUCUGCCUUUACCAAUUCAUUUCUCGUUCACAAACAGGAAAAAAAAAUGGCUAUGACAGGCAAAAACCACAGAUGUUAACAGAAUUAUCCCUAAAGGCUCCCAACUGCCUGCAACUUGCCCUUGGGACUCUAAAGAUUCAACAGGAGUAUGGCAUGGAGAAAGUCUUGAUGGCAAAAUUUGGGAUCAAUGAGCAGCUUACCGAAAAGACGACUUUUCACUUUACUUAUUUAACCUUGAUAGCACUGCUAAUUUAAUGCAUCCCAAAAAAUACAUUUUAUAUAAUGAUUGCUCUCAUUUUCUUAUUAAUGUAUGUUUAAGUACAUUGUUGUGUCUCAUAUUAAAGCAUUCCAGAUUGUAUAAUUUUUGCAAAUAACUUUGAUAUUAUGUGACACAACAACAUAUUUAUGCAAUCUGCAGAUACUCUAUUGUUAUUGCAACUUAAAAUACCUGCUGUAGAUCUUGUUUAUUUAUAGAAUUACAGUAAGCUUUCACUGGCUAUGAAAGCCAUACCUUGUAUGGGAAAAUACCCUGGUUUUCUUUUUCUGUGAUUUUAUAUUGUGAAUUUUUGUUCUAUUCUCUAUUAUUUAAAAUUAUCGUUUGAUACUGUAUUAUUCAGGGUUUUUAUACCAGAUAAGUUACUCAUCUUGCCCUUUUUUGUUAAUGCUCAUAAACUUUGUUAUUAGUGGAGAUCAAGUCAUCUUAGCUGCAUAUUCUGGUAAGUCCAAGGACAACUUAUCUGUUGUUUGUUACAAACCUAGCUAAUUUCAUAUUAUUGCUUCAGAGCUCCUGCUUUUAUCAUCCAUCACAUCAUCUUUCUCAGCAAUUUACACUGAGAAUUUUCUCCUAAAGGAUAAAAACAAGAAUGAUAAAGACUACAUUUAAGAAUAUGAACCACAACUGUACAAUUCUAGGAGAUAUUGCAGGUUAGCUGGUUUAGAGCUGCAGUAUGUUGUUUAUCCUGCUGGUAAACUUCCAUGAACCAGCUGUGCAAAAUUAGAAAGAGAAAAAAGGAGCCCCAAAAAAAUAUUUUUCCCCCAAAAUGCAAUCAAAAGAUAGAAAAGGAAAAGGGCAUCUAAUCCCACCCCAAAAGCACUUAGAAAUGUUUGUCUGAUGUAUAUAUGUAAAUGUUAGAUAAAAUGUAAUAUUUUAUACAAAAUUAAUACCCAGUAAUAACUAAGGUUUUUAUCCCGCACAUGAGCUUAAUUUUAUGCACUAGUCUGUACCCUGUUCAAGACCAAGAGACUUUCAGCUAAUUCCAAGUUAAACAUGUGAAAAAGAGGCCUUGACAGGAUCAGGGCGGAAGAGGGUGACAAAGGCUAAUAAUAAUAACAGUAAGCCAGGUCCAUUUAAGUGUAGCACUACUAAGGUACCAUUGGUACUUCAUUUAUUGCUGACUCUUAUUGGUGCUGUGCAAUAUGCAAAAAUAAAGGAACACCCAGUCAUAAGGUUGUUUUUUUUUAAAGAGAUGAUGAAAUUCACUGGGAAAACCCAUCAUAAGACUAAUUUAAUGGCUUGUUGUUUUAUCUAUAUCUGUCUAUCUAUCUAUAGAUAUGUAUAAAACAACAAAUAUUUAUAUAGAUAUUUAUAUAUAGAUAUAAAAUAUCCUAUUUAAUAUAUCCUAUUUAAUGCACACAUGCGCAUACAUAUAUAUUGAUAAACUGACUUGGGGCCUCAUAGAAGAUGGGGGGUUUUAAGAGAAACUCUAAUGACAAGAAGGACUUGGGCAAAUUGGGAUGUGGAGAGUAUUUCCUUGCCUUUUUCCAAACUGAGAGACAGGCAGAGAGUCCACUUGGGUCAAGAUAUGGAAGGGGAGAGGAAAAUACAUGACACUGCCUCCAGGACUGUGCCUGUUUUUGAAGGAAAAAAAUAAUCUGAGUAUGCACAUAGUUCUUCUUCCCUGACCACAGACUUUAUCCAGGGCCUGACGCAAACCUCACUGAAGUCAGCAAGGCUUUUCCCAUUGACUUCAAUGGGAUUUGUAUGAGGUCUCAUGUGCAAGCCCUGAUUCCCUUGGAGACAUGUAGGCUUCAUUCUGAGAAUGCAUAGAACUCUGUAUGUCACCAAGCAUGUGGAGCCCUACAGGAACAUACUGAGCCCCCGUGGAGUAGUGCACAGUCUUUUCAAUUUAAUCCACUGAUAUAGCUGUACUCUGCAGCAUAGUAAAGAGAGGACUCCAGCUAAGGUUCCUUCUCUAGUUUACUAAGGGGACAUCAUGGGCUGGCCAGUCUUAGACAUGUUCCUUCUCCAGAGGGCUCUGUGGCUCCAUUGCCAUGGACAAUUCUCAUGCUUGCAGCUGGGAUGUGUCAGGGAACUGGUGGAGGACAUACUCUGUACACACCCACUGUGCCUUUUAGAUCAAAUGCCCAGGGGAGGCGUGGUGCCCUGCCAUGACUUUACCCAUCCCAACAUCAUGCUGUCCUUUGUGCAUUCCUGUACAAUGGAGUGAGUGGACUGCCUCUGUUACAUGGUAGCCAUGUGCAGGAAGGCCUCCAUACCAAGCCAUACCCCAUGCAUACAGCAGUGCUUUCUUUUGUGUUAGGGGUAGGAUGAAGUCCCUUGUGCAUGACCCUAUUUGUGCCACUACUGCCCCAUCUGCUGAUUGUUUUUCUUUUAUUUUGCUUUGAACAUAACUUGAGAAGGAAGAUCAUUAGAAACAAAGAAAUAAGGCCAGAUCCUUAACUAAUGUAAAUCAACAUAACUGUACCAUAAUUAUGGAGUGAUUUAUACCAACCCAGGAUCUGCUGCAUAAUUUAUAGUUUUGGUUUGUUUUCUUUCACCCUGAAGGCUGCUCUCACUACUUAAAAAUUGUCCACUAUUUUCAGGGUUGUUCUAUGGUUUUCCGCAUUGUACUUGUCACAUACCAAAAAGCUGGUGAAAUUUAGACCUAUUUUAAAAUCAGUGUACUUCUUAAGGGAUGAUUUUCCUUGUUCAUUCAGCCGCUGAAAUUGGGUUUGGAAUUUAAUUGGUAUUUUAGCAAACAGAGGGGCCAAACUUCACUCAACUGUUAUAUUUCACUAUGACACUGCUAGAAACAUUGCUUAAGGAAGACAUACUAAGUUAUGCCUAAAUGAUGUUCUAUGUUCUAUAGAAUUUUCUCCACCAGCAUAUAUUAGCUAGAUUGCUUAGUAGUCUUUUUCUGGAGUUCCAUUGUCAUUAUUCAGCCACAAGAAAUGCAACUCUAGAUUUAAGGUGUUUUCUAGCAGAUCUGUUAAGAACGAUAAUCACCAAGGUCACAAACAUUUGCUAGGUUGUCCUUUUCAAAUGCAUGUGCAAGUUGCAUUUCUCCUUUGUUUCUAAGCCAUGGUUUAUAAAUAAUUAGAUUUAUACCAAUACUAAUAGACUUGUAUAUUUUAUGCAAGAAUUAUAUGCUUUAAAAUAUAAAUAAUUAAUCACCCAUCAUCAGCUUUGGUGGCAUUAUAGGUCUGAAAACAAACAAUACUUUUAUAUUUGCUCUCCUGAGGCUUUUGCAUGUAUAUGAUGACGGGCAGGCCUGAGAAAACACUGCCUUUUAACAUUUUAGCUACUCAGAAUUGUAGAGUAAAUAAAGCUGUAAGUCUAUUCACUUUAUUAUGUGGUUCUUAUAAGAAUAUUAUCUGGCAACCUACAGCAUCCACCAUGAAAUACUUGCUAGAUUUAUGUUGUAAUGUGUCACAGCAUGUAAAUAAUGUACCUUCUCUGCAAUAAAGCACAUUUAUAUGAAA
This is a messenger RNA of Alligator sinensis (Chinese alligator), 6899 nucleotides long. RefSeq names its product G protein-coupled receptor 158 (gene GPR158). Gene Ontology annotation, molecular function: G protein-coupled receptor activity. Bases 1 to 2937 code for a protein of 978 amino acids. NCBI's taxonomy places the organism in Eukaryota, Metazoa, Chordata, Crocodylia, Alligatoridae. The transcript is spliced from 12 exons. The record is from RefSeq and is a predicted model, not a curated record. Gene Ontology annotation, biological process: G protein-coupled receptor signaling pathway. Gene Ontology annotation, cellular component: membrane.